Messenger RNA from Carlito syrichta (Philippine tarsier), 1773 nucleotides. RefSeq names its product sodium/hydrogen exchanger 10-like. Gene Ontology annotation, biological process: proton transmembrane transport. The annotation marks the transcript as partial. The transcript is spliced from 13 exons. Gene Ontology annotation, molecular function: sodium:proton antiporter activity. Lineage: Eukaryota; Metazoa; Chordata; Mammalia; Primates; Tarsiidae. The record is from RefSeq and is a predicted model, not a curated record. Gene Ontology annotation, cellular component: membrane.
AUGUGUAAUGGCUGCCUCGGUGGUGGCAGCAUCAGCUCACCUCAGGCACUAGCGGUGCGAUGUGGAAUGGCUGCCGCAGUGGCAACUGCAGCAGCAGCAGCGGCAGCUGCAGUAGCUGCCCAGAUCACAGUGAUGCCUCAGCGAGGUCUACAGCUGAGCUCCCCUUCAAAUGCCUUAGAUGUACAGGGGAAAGGGUGCUGUCUUUCCUCAGCCAAUCAAGUCAGGGGUUAUAAGCCUGAAGCCAAUGGAUGCAGACCAGGGGCGGAGCUUGAGCAAGAAACAGCCCGUGGGGCUGCCGUUGGUCUGGACAGUUCUGGGUCGGCAAAAUUUUCUAACUCAUGGCUGGAAUUUUUCAACCUUUGGUCUUCGCAUACACCUGAAUACCUCCCUGAAAUUUUUCUAACCUUGUCUUUGAUUUGCAUCAUUGGAGCAUUUUUGAACCUGCACUUGAAAAACUUUCCAAUUCCUAUCCCUGUGAUAUUAUUUUUGCUUGGAUGCAGUACUGAAAUACUAAGUUUUACAUCUAAUCAGGUUCAAACAUAUGUAGAUCCUAUACAAUCGAUGAGUCCAGACUUAUUUUUUGGUCUAUUUAUACCUGUGAUUUUCUUUAAUGCUGCGUUUGACAUGGAUGUAUACAUGCUUCAAAAGUUAUUUUGGCAGAUACUUGUCAUUAUAAUUCCUGGUCUUUUGAUUAAUUAUAUCUUGAUUUUUUGGUAUCUGGCUUCUGUGGACAAAAUAGUUUUGAAGCACACUCCAUGGUUAUUGUUUUCAACUCUCCUUGUGUGUACCGAUCCCAUGCUGACUGCAGCUGCUUUAAGACACCUUGGUCUUUCUAGAAGUCUCACCACUUUAAUUAAUGGAGAAAGUCUGUUUACCUCUGUUAUAUCAUUAAUUAUAUUUAGUAGUAUAGUGGAUCGUACCUUAGCAAGUCAAAGUGAGACGCCCCAUACCUUAGCCUAUGAUAUUGCGUAUGGAAUUGGGUCAUAUUUUAUGGCAAGUAUCUUGUUUGGAAUCCUAAGUUCAAAACUGAUCCAGUUGUGGUUGUCAGCUGUUUUUGGUGAUGAUGUCAAUCAUAUGAGUAUCAUCUUUUCAAUUCUGUACCUCAUCUUUUAUUUUUGUGAGUUAGUUAAAAUGUCAGGAAUAUUUACUCUGACCAUUAUGGGACUCUUUUUAAAUUCUACAAAUUUUAAACCAGGAGUUGAAGCACUUCUUCUCAAAUUCUGGAAUUGUCUAUCAUUUGUUGCUUUUCUAAUGGUAUUUACUUUCACUGGACUUAUAAUUCCUGCUCAUGUAUAUUUAUAUGUAACACUUUCUGAUAUAUAUUAUUCAUUAAAUAUCUACUUAACACUGAUUGUUUUAAGACUUCUGGUCUUCCUGUUAAUGAGCCCUAUUUUGUCUCGAGUUGGUCAUCAGUUCACCUGGCGCUGGGCAUUCAUAAUGGUCUGGAGUGAAAAGAAAGGGAUGCCUAAUAUAGGCAUGGCCUUUCUCCUUGCCUACUCUGACCUUUUUCUUGCAUCGGAGAAGGAAAAAGCUCAAAUAGUUUUUCAUGGAGUGUCAGUAUGCUUAAUCACCCUAACUGUCAAUAGAUUUAUUUUGCCAAUAGCAGCUACUAAACUAGGUCUUCGUCAUGUCACAUCACCAAAAUAUAAUACAUUUCAACACUUUCAAGAACUAACCAAAUCUACAGCCUCUGCACUCAAAUUGGAUAAAAAUCUUGCUGGUGCUGAUUGGAACAUGAUUGAGAAAGGAAUUAUACUUGAAAAUCCAUAUGCA